Messenger RNA from Ostreococcus lucimarinus CCE9901, 1047 nucleotides. RefSeq lists its product with no specific name. NCBI's taxonomy places the organism in Eukaryota, Viridiplantae, Chlorophyta, Mamiellophyceae, Mamiellales, Bathycoccaceae. The transcript has a single exon. Gene Ontology annotation, molecular function: mRNA binding. Gene Ontology annotation, cellular component: nucleus. The record is from RefSeq and is a predicted model, not a curated record. Bases 1 to 1047 code for a protein of 348 amino acids. Gene Ontology annotation, biological process: RNA processing.
AUGGGCGACGCGAGCGCGGCGGCGACGAGGAAAACGCCGCUGAACGCGGAGCAAAAGCGCGCGCUCGUGGACCAGCUCGAAUUUUACUUUGGCGACGCCAACGUCGUGACGGACGCGCAUCUGCGAGGGAUGAUGGACUCGAACGACGAUGGGUGGGUGUCGCUCGCGGAGGUGUGCGCGUUUAAUCGCAUGCGGGCGAAGCUGAAGAAACGUCGGUGGGAGGACGUCGCGGCGAACGCCGUUCGCGAGCUCGGGUCCAGCGUCGUCGAAGUAUCCGAAGACGGCUGUAGCAUAAGAAGAUUGGAGCCGGUGCCGGAUUUCGACGUGGAGGAGAUACAGUCUAGGACGGUGGUUGUGGAGAACGCGCGGGAGUUUACGGUGGCGGCGUUGAGAGCGGAAUUCGAGACGUGCGGGGAGGUGCUAAACGUGCGCGUGCGGCAGCCGGGCGGGAAGAAGUGCGACGUGGAAAAGCCGCGCGGGUUAGAUUUAAUCGUGGCGAAUUCGAAUUCGAAUCGCGCGCACGCGUUGGUUGAGUUUAGUUGCAUCGCCGAAGCGCAAGGGGCAGUGACGAGGUUGGACAAUCCUACCGACUGGCGAAAUGGUAUGCGCGUGCGCGUGUUGCUCAAGCCGGGCCAGAAGAAAAAAGCGAAAAAAGUUCAGAAGGACCCCCCCGCGGCGCUCGAGGAUGGCGGUGACGGAGAGAAAGCAGAUGGUGAGGGCGAUGAGGGUGAUGGAGAGAAAGCGGAGGGCGAGGCCACAACGAAAAAGUCCAAGAAGAAGAAGAAAUCCAAGCCUGAUUAUUCCAAAUGGGCCUCCGCCGCCGCUUUCCGCGAGAACAAGAUGACGAUCACCAGCCUCGGCGGCGAUGACGAAGCGACGGAUGGUAACUCGGGAGAAUCACUCGAGGACGCGCUUCCCAAAAAGUUGGUUUUGACGCCGCGAAGUCCAACCAUGCCAGACGGCUCGCCAGGCUUCACACGAAAGCGAACGGUCACUCCAACGAUAGACAUCGCCAAAGAAGCCCACGAUAAUGGCGGCGGUGAAUAG